Rhododendron vialii is the source of this 1461-nucleotide messenger RNA. RefSeq lists its product as uncharacterized. The record is from RefSeq and is a predicted model, not a curated record. Bases 351 to 1328 code for a protein of 325 amino acids. The transcript has a single exon. NCBI's taxonomy places the organism in Eukaryota, Viridiplantae, Streptophyta, Magnoliopsida, Ericales, Ericaceae.
CUACCAUCCUUAUUUUUGUUCUCUUUUUAUAAUCUUAGACAGCUUCGGAUACAAUUGAAUUUGUACACCACCAAUGUUUUGGUGACUAUAUCGGAGUAUCACAUUUUCGACACUAUAUAAUGUGUCACCGCUGUGUUGGUAGAAUGUGAACAGCUGAAUAGUUUUUGGAUAGCCUGCACUGACUCCUCCCACAAUUUUCCCUUCUAUUUUAAUCCUUCAAGUUAGACCCUUUUACUUCUUUUUAUCCACUAGUCUCUCUUCCUUUAUCUUUCAUCAUAUUCAAAUUUCCUCUUAUCUCUUCCCUCUAUAUAAACCACCGUCCAUUUCACCUCUGCUCACAAAGUGGAGCUAUGGCUAUAAACUCUCCCGAAGCAAAAUGGGCACAUCCCAGACCGACCGAAAUCGAACAAGACGAAAUCGAAGAAGAAGGAGAAGAAGAAGCACUGUCACUGUGUGAUCUCCCCAUCAACAAUCAACAAAACCAUCAACCAACAAAAGAAGAAGAAGAAGCUCGACCAAUCAAACCCGAAGAGGAUUUCGAUUUUAAGUCAUUGAUUGGCUCUGUUUUAACACAACCACAAAUGUGCGCUGCGGACGAUGUCUUUUUCCGAGGCCAAAUUAUCCCACUUCGCCACUCUGUAUCCUCUGAAGGCGCCGCCUUCAGCCGGACCCCUAGCCGGUGCAUCUCGCGGUCGGAGUCCAUGGACCGUUUCCACUCAAUAACGGCGCUUAACAGCGUUACUAAUAGUAGAAGUAGCAGUGUUAGGAGUCUCCGUUCGUCCAGCAGCGGCAGCUCCACCACCACCACCACAACAACAACAAAUCACAAGCAUAAAGUCCUCAACCAGUUCCACUCCCACCCGAGUCCGUCGCCCCAGAUCAGGAUACCCAGCUCCCGGUACUCCGGCAACCGGGUCCCGAAAUCUCACAUAUGGAGCUUUUUUCGUGUGGGUUUGGUUCAUACUCCGGAGAUUGAAUUACAAGGCCUGAAAAGCAGGAGUGGAAGUAGAAAUGGUAACAAGAGUGGUUUUGGUAGCCGGAAUAGCAAUAGCAGCAGCAACAGCAGUAACAGUUGUAGUGAGGAGAAGAAGAAGAAAAACAAGCAGAGGUUUUUCGGCAACAAUGGCGGUGGGUUUUUCGGCGGCGGCGAUUGUAAGUGCUCGGUGGAUGCGGUGGAAACAACGAUGCCGUUACGGGUGGUUAUUGUCGAAGAAGAGGAAGAUCAAAAGGAGAAAGGGAAGACGAAGAAGGAGAAGAAGCAAACGGUGUCGCGUCAUCGGACGUUUGAAUGGUUAAAGGAGCUUUCGAACGCAGGCGCCCCAGAUUGAAUUGUCGAUCGGAUCGAGCACUGCAAAGCAUAUGCUUCUUGUUGUUUUCAGCUUUUUGUUUUUACUAUGCUUUUAGAACUUUAGUGCUGUUUUUACUACUACUAGUUUAAACUGAUUGAUUUCAUUUGUUUAA